AUGAGAACUUAUUUGAACUCUUUUGUUUCUUUGCUGUUGGCCAUUAGGUUGAACUGUCCCCGGGUUUCUCGAAGCCAGUGUUGUAAUGUUCGAUGGACUAUUGAAUGUGUUCCUCCACAUUGUGUAAAUUACGUCCUUAAAAACUGUCCAGAAAGGAAAAUGUUUUUGUUCAGAAGAACAAUGAGUCGCGAUCACGAAAUUCGACGUGCUCCACCACCGAAAUGUGGUACUGCAGAAACCAAGUAUGAGCCGUGUACCAGCAGGACAACAGCAGACAAAUUGUUCUUGGCUUGCUGUGAACUAUAUGUCCCACCAGAAUGUCAUUCUUUGUGUACAUACGAAACUAACCAAACUAGAAGUAGAGCAAUGCUAACUGACAUCAUUGAACGCAGCUCAUGCAAUCUAAAUUAUCUUUCCGGAAUUCUGUUUUGUGCUUCACAGAACCGUGAUAACCGGCAGUGUUGCUCUGAUUUGGAAAUAAACGCACCUCAGCUUCAGGUAGGAAGCAGAUGCCUAAGAAUGUGUGAUCCAUCUGGUACGGAAAUAGAACGAAUAACCCGUGAUGAUGCAACGUGUCUAUUUAAUUGGAACGUUAUCAUGUAUUGUCAUCACAGCGGGAUUAGAGAGAUGUAA
This is a messenger RNA of Enterobius vermicularis (human pinworm), 633 nucleotides long. The record is from the annotation of a GenBank genome assembly. Lineage: Eukaryota; Metazoa; Nematoda; Chromadorea; Rhabditida; Oxyuridae.